UAUCAAGUCGAGCAUAGCUCGAGCGACAAGAGGGUUAUGGGAGGAUGCACUGCAGGAUGCGAACAAUGCAGUAAAAGCAGACCCUUCCUGGCCUUGGGGCUACGAAACCAAGCAUGUAGCACUUCAUGGAGCAAAACGGUAUGACGAAGCGAUUGAUGCUUUCAAGUCUAUGCUGCACGUAAUCGAACAGUCUCAUGAUCCUGCAACUAGGGAACUGCGAAAAAAACUAUGUUUCUCCUCUGGAGACCAUUACAGCUAUCGAUCCUGCCAUCCACAGGAUCCCUAAAAACUGCCCCCUGGUUGUCAUCAACAUCACCACUGGUUGCCUUUGCGACCGUCCUGAGCGGAUCCGUAUCUUCAAGGCCGAUCCAUUGUAUAAAGAGCUUGUUUCAUCCAUGAUAAAUGCAGUAGAUAAUGAGCGGAUCCUACAAGUGGUUGCAAGGUUCUUCGGAUAUGUCAUGUUCUCACAUGCAUGGCAGGGGAAUGAACCAUCAUUCCAGGACGUCAAUACAGUUGGAUCGAAAUCCGUGUGGCAACUCCCCAACACGCCCCUAAACGAGAAGUUGCAUGACUUCUGCAAGGAGACGCGCAGACUUGGUUACGAUUGGGCAUGGUCCGAUACAUGUUGUAUCGACAAGUCCACAAGUUCUAUCCUUAAUCAAUCUCUCACAUCUAUGCACAAAUGGUAUGCGAAUUCAGCUGCUGCCACACUCGUAUUCCUCGCCGGCGUAGCGCAUCCAUCCAAGCCUGGUGACCUCGCGCAUAGUUUAUGGAUGACGCGGGCAUGGACGUUACAGGAACUUCUCUCACCGAAAGUUAUCUUUUUCUAUGAUGCCCAGUGGAAAUUAUACCUCGGCGAUACCAGUGCGAAUCACAAGGAAUCCCCGGAGAUCAUGCGAGAACUAGCAGGUGCUAUCAAAGUUCCCCGUGGAACUAUCGUCACGUUUUCUCCAGACGAUCUCGGGUGCGUGAGAAACUUCGUCUAGCUUCGACGCGCAACGCGACGAUCGAGGAAGACGUCGCAUACUCUCUCAUUGGUAUAUUUGAGUCUGAUACUGGGCCUCUCUACGGUGAAGGACCCGACGCUCUUAGACAUCUCUUGGAGGAGAUAGUG
Pisolithus orientalis is the source of this 1114-nucleotide messenger RNA. RefSeq lists its product as uncharacterized. The record is from RefSeq and is a predicted model, not a curated record. The transcript has 3 exons. Bases 195 to 986 code for a protein of 263 amino acids. NCBI's taxonomy places the organism in Eukaryota, Fungi, Basidiomycota, Agaricomycetes, Boletales, Pisolithaceae.